Messenger RNA from Eriocheir sinensis (Chinese mitten crab), 4187 nucleotides. RefSeq lists its product as uncharacterized. Gene Ontology annotation, biological process: regulation of synaptic transmission, cholinergic; positive regulation of voltage-gated potassium channel activity; sleep. Lineage: Eukaryota; Metazoa; Arthropoda; Malacostraca; Decapoda; Varunidae. The transcript has 5 exons. The record is from RefSeq and is a predicted model, not a curated record. Bases 1 to 906 code for a protein of 301 amino acids.
AUGAGGGUGCACGGACAAGAGGUGCCCUGGCUUCCGGAAGUCGGUUGUGCCGAGGUAGUGACGGCCGAGCGCCUGCACUGCCCCAGGACGGAGCGACGAGUCCAGUGUCGACUGUCGAGGGUGAUGCACGACGCGGAAGGCAUAGUAGAACCCUCAGAAAACCUGCACCUGACUGACGGUGUGGCAGUCGAGAGGAGCCUCGGCCAGCGGGGCGACCGGUGGGAGGAAGUGUCGGCGGAGAGUCCUGCCACUAAGUGCCUCGUCGACCAGUGGGAGACGCUGCGGUUGGACCGGAUAACGCAGCUGCCGACCGGCGGCGGACGCCUGGCACCACGGCCUCAGUGUGCCGGUGACGGUGGCGGUGGAAAGACAGAGAACUCAGCCAGCGAGCAGCAGACCCAGCCUCAUCGUUCCUUGAACGCUCACCCCCUAACGUCCCUGUCACAGUUCACUACCGUCACCAGCAUGAGAACUCUGCUAGCUCUCGCCGUCAUCACCACCAUGGUGGGGCCAGGACUGGCGAUUAAAUGCUACGUGUGCAACACCCACACGAACGAGUCCUGCGCCACUCUACCCGCGGGGAGAUCUGACAUCUACCUCAAGGACUGCGCAAACCAGGCGGGCGGGGAAAAGUUCAAUAUGUGUCGGAAGCUUGACAUGUACCUGGACAUGGACUUCGGCGAAAAGCACCCCGCUGAGAACCGGAUCCACCGAGACUGUGGCUGGAUGGAGAGGGAGGAGGGGAAGGAUCAGACGAACGACUGCUACUACAAGAGCGGCUACAACACCCGCACGUGGGUCUGCUCCUGCAAAGACGACGGCUGCAACCCCGCCACUGUGCCCUCUGUCACUGCCUUCCUCCAGCCCCUCGCCGCCCUUGUAGCCGUCCUGAGGGGGGCAUAUUAACCUCCCUGUCCUUAUCCCUCACCUUCCUUCUCCUCCUUCUCCUCCUCCUGCUCGUACCUAUCUUGUCGUAUUUCAAACAACUCGCCCACUUUUGUCUCACUUCUUAAAGGUAAUCGUUCUUCCAUUUCCCUUUCUAAAUACGUCUCUUCUUGUUCCUGCUGUGGCUACUGCUGUGUUGUCUGCUCAGCGUCCCCCCAACCUUGCCCCCGCACCUCCCUCACCCCCUCCCUGUGGUAGAUGGUAGUGGAGGCACAUUAGUCCCCCUAGAAGAUAAUGAGGCACAAACUUAGACCUUCCAGGUGCAAAAAAUUAUAUAUUAAAAGAUGGUUCCGCUUUUCCACGAAUCAUUGUUUCGAGUAACCAAGGCAAAAGCCCUUAACGUGCUUCUAUCACUGAAAGACGAACGUCCCCUUCCCGAGUGGCACCACGAGCCUGGCCCUCCGUCAGGCAGUCCAGACCGGCGGCGGCGGCGGGAUGAGCGCUGCUGAACCGCCGGCACGCGACAGCUCAAGGGCACAGUUGUGAUCUCAUAGUCAGAACCUUCACUGUAGAUAAAUUAUACCGCAAGAAUCAACGCCUUUUUCUAUAGUGUAGAUUUACUCUAAUAAUUGUUAAUUGUUGCGACAGAUGACUGUAGAGCGUAUAUAUCGAUAUGCUUUUUAUUUGUUUUAAGUUCUGUUGGUGUUGUUAUAUCUUUGAGUCAAAAUUUAGUAGAAUUAGAAUACCUCACUCUAAAUGCAAUACUGUGUCUGUUGAUCAGAUUUUUCUUUGAGUUUCAUUAUCUUAUGACGCAGCUCAAGUGAGAGUCAUGUUUGAACGAGCGUAUCAGAAACUUUGAGCCACACACUUCAUCAGCUGGACGACCGUGUCUCCCACUCUGGCCGUGACACCGUGGUCGACACAGGAGUGAAAGGGACCUCGUCGUGUGCUUCCCCGCCCGGCCUCAGCGGCGCCCGGCCGUAGUGGCCCGCCAGGCCUGUUAUUGAUCGUGUCUUCGCCUGGAGGUCAGAAUCAAAAUUUCAUGGUGGUGAUGAGAAAAAGCGGGAUGCUGGAGACUACACUCUUAUUUUUUUUCCUCACACGAGUAGAAAAUGCUGAAAUGUUUUGUCAAGUGAGAGCAGUGUGAGGAGGGCGGAGUAAGGGCGCCGCGAGGGGCGAGGGUACAGGGUGUGGGGUUGGACCUGCCGCGCUUCACUACCAAGGCCGACUUUACGAGGGAAGAGGAGGUUAUUUCAGAAAGAUUAAUAUUUCUCGUCACACAAAUCAUACUGUGACCAUCCUGUGAGUUUUACAAAUAAGUUGAGGAGACAAAGUAGGAUGGGUUUUAGGAAGCGGAUCCAAAGCGAAAAUGGUGCUCAUUUUUUUCCCAGACUGUGUUUAUCUGUUGAGGUUUACGUCAUGGAGGCAGCAGCAGUAUGGCGGACUUUAGGAGGCGGAAUUAAUUUAUUUUUCUGAGAAUUUUCUAUGGGAGGUGAGGGAAGGAUGUAAGACCUCCACAUACUGCAUCUUCGUGAGAACUGAUGGAACAGUAUGUAUUUGCUCAUUGAGUUAAGGCAAGAGGGGAAUGAGUGAGUGAAGAGUUGGAGAGUCUGAAUCCGGCACAUUAUAUGUCCCCUGUCAAUCAGCCAGGUUGUAUUACUAGUCACAAGUACGUAUGAAAGGGGGGUUCCAGGAUUGGCAACUACGGACAUUAGAUUUGUUUUUGCCUAGAUGUGACCUUGUGCCCCAUUACAUGAACAUAGACCUAAUUUUGAAAGAAAUACGGAGGGGACGAAAAGAGUUCAGAAGAGUCUAGGAGUAUGCUCAACAGGAGUAAGACACUAAGCAAUAAGAGUACAAGCUAGAGUUGGAGAUGAUGGAUGUAAAUUGUUGUAGAUAAUUUAUGAAGACACCUUGCAACAUCCUACCCAUAUCAUACAUUUCUUGGUGUCUGUGAGAGAACGUUCCUUCGGAAACUACUGUGCAGCAAAGCGAAAUGAGCGAUUUAAUGACACCAGUCAACCAGGUGAUAGCCAGCGGCAAGUGAGGGCUGCGUCCUUCCCGGUGGGCGUCGUUGGACCAUUCACGUCCUGAGGUGAGCGAGCUGGGCCUUCUGACCCGUGGCCUCGAAACCCUCAACUUUGACCUUAGGACUGUUCAAACGUAAGAUAUCAACUAAUUACUCAUCAAAUGUACAUACUUAUUUUUUGCAUAUUAAAGGGAGCAAGCUACACUUUAAUUACUUAAAAGUUGUCUAGUAGCAGAAUACGGCGAUCUUGAUGAAUAUUUAGUUUCGAUCGUCAGACUCAAGGUGGCCAGGGCCAAGAUUUGUAAAAUACCAGGCUUGUCCACGCACACGCAGAUUAGGUGACUUUACGUUCGGCGGACUGGGAGAGGAUGGGAAGCAGAAAGGUUCUUUAUCAACCAUUCGCCUACUUUGAAUUUUUCAACAAUAUCCCUGAUCUUUAACUGAUGUUAUGCGUAUUCAACCUCAAUGUAAUAUUCGUACAGUAACAAUAUAAAAUAAUGCAGUGUUUUAGUUUACAGUCACUGUACAAAUUACCGAAGUAACGCGUCCUAUCUCUUGCCAUCGGUGACGAUAUGCGCACAACGGAAAAAUGUUGAUUUGGUCGUGCAAGACCUGGUAUAUUAUAGACCUCGGCCACGGCUAGGUUCCCUGACAGCUCGCAACAUGACCCAAACUUGGACGCUAUGUCGAGAGUAUUUGAUGUGAGUCGUUCACUGUCACUGAUAUGAAAGACAUUGUGUGCAACGAAUAAUAGGUACCGAGAGUGAUAGGUAUAUGAAAAUACAUUUCCAUGCGAGUGUGUGCUAGGAUAUAGGACAAACCCUUGCGUGCGUGGACUCCAUGCCAGUCUUAGAGGGCACUUUGUAAACUAGACUGAGAUACCUCAACACGUACACGAACCACAGCACCAAUGAGUCCAGCCAAGGAUCCAGCGACGGGCGGGAAUACUAGUUUACUCCGUCUAAGAUUUGCGUCCGUAAACGAGAGGAGGCAGUGCCGACGGGCGGUCGUCGGCACGGUGUGCUGACCACCUGACGUCGGUGCAAAUUUGUGCCAUUGCUGUUCCGAUUGUUCAUCGUCAUGUUGGACUCUAUCUUGUGAAAUACUAUUUUGUAUUGGAAGAUAUUUUCAUAACAGAGAAAUAUCAAUAAUUGAGAAAGACCAUCCCCUGUAAAAGUGUAAAUUAUUGCCGUUGAAGUUUCAGAUAUUAAUAAUGUUUUCUUUAUAAUAUUAUUCUUUCCUUGCAUGUAAAUAAAAGCUAAAUAGGUGACUA